GUGGAGCGAGGAGAUCCGCGCGAGCUCAGCAGCAUCACCACAGACCUGUAACAUCAGCUUCAGCUCAGCACAGUCUGAAUAUGUAGCGCUGAAAUAAACCAGCAUUUAUUUAAUACCGUUUUUAUACGAAGCUGUCAAUUAAAAUAAAAAAGAGCUCAAAAGGAAUUUGACGGAAGAUUAAGAGUAAAAGUGAGUAAAAUUCGUCAAAAUGUUGUUUAAAACGAUCCUCACAGCGAUGUUCGCAUUUGUUUGCAUCCAAAGCGCGAGAUCAAGUCCUACUGGAGUCCCAGUGAGUGAUGUGGGGGAACUGGAGGCUGGAUCAGGGAUGCUGCAGACAGAAGAUAUCAACCUGCUGGAUCAGCUGUGGCAGGUGGCCAACAGCAGUAAUGCCACUGUGACUCUGGAGGGUCAGAGAUGUCCAGUGCUGCAUGUAGGGCAGUACUCCACCCUCGCCCUGCCUUUACGCCAGCUGUUUGGACACAGCUUUGGGGAUGAGUUCAGUUUGCUGCUGCAGUUGCGCAGUUCUCAGCGUGAUGACCGCAGUCUGCUGACCUUCCUCUGCCCUGACGGACACAUCCUGCUGCAGAUCCGCAUCAGUGCUUUCUCCUUCACCUUCAUCAGCACACAACAGCGCCACUACGAGUUUCCUGUGGGCGUACUGUCUGAUGGAAAUUGGCAUCGGGUGGCAGUGAGUGUGUCUACAGGACGGUUGGCUGUGUACGUGGACUGUGCCAUGGUGGAGAGCGUAGACUGGGUCUACCAGGAUGGCCUGGGCAUCGCCACCGAUGGACUCGUCAUGUUGGGAGGAAUCAUUGAGGAAUUUGAGACACCAUUUGAGGGUGACCUGAAGCAGGUGACGUUCCUGAUGGGUGACCCGGAUGCUGCCAGAGAUCAGUGUGGGGUUCAUGAGCCUCAGUGUGACGGAACUCCUCACAAACCCCCUCGUUCCCCACGCACCCACCAGCUAGAGGAGCUUCUUCUGUCCUCAAAUGACCUGGAGGACCUUCUGGCGAAUUCUGACCCAGCAGAUCGGGACUCUCUCCGCACAGCACUGACCGGUCUAAGGAGACGUGGGCUAGUUCGAGGAGACGGUACACUCCCAACAGGCUCCAAGAGACCCGGGUCAGUGAGCCGUGGGGACGUCUUCGAGGUGGACGAGGACACUGACCUGGCCGACCCCGACACACUCUCCAAAAACGGUGGCUUACCCAACAAGAUACCCCCUGCUAAAGGCAGCAAGGGGGGCAAGCCAGACUCGACAUCCAAGAUUGUGGACGAGAACAUCACCAUCGAUAAACAAAAACCUGAGAAAACAUUAGCUAAGGAACCUGUGGAUAACACUAUUAUCGACCUAGAUGCUAAAAUUCCAUCAAUUCCUAAAAAGCCCUCAGGAGAAAGCCCCCUGGAGCCCCCCGCAGGCCCUGAGGACCCUGAGGACAACCUGGUAAAGGAAGUGGAAGCACCCACCAAGCCUCCACUGAGCACAUCCACCGAGGGGAGCCUCAGUCAUGGUAGAAGAACUACAACUCCCAGCACCCCCCACAUCUCUAAAGGCAGUGUGAUUCUCACUGGUAAGGAAGGGGACCUGGUGAAAGGCUCAGAUGGGAGGAUCUAUCAGAUCCGCAGGGGCCCUCCAGGACCAAUGGGGUCCCGUGGAGAACCAGGCUGUCCAGGCAACGAGGGCUAUCCCGGGUUGAAAGGUGACAAGGGUAGUGAUGGUCCAGAGGGUCGUCCAGGUCGCCCUGGAAACCCUGGACCACCGGGGCCACCAGGACCGCCCAACGUUUAUCUAUGGAGGAACACAGCAGAGGACUGGGCCGCCUUUCGGCAAACCAAUUUCUACCAGCUGCUGAAUGCUGGUUGGCCUAGAUUGGUGGGUCUACCUGGGCCAGAGGGAGAGAUGGGGAAACCAGGCUUACAGGGACCACCAGGAGACCCAGGAGAAAUAGGACCACCAGGACGCAGGGGAGACACGGGUGACCCUGGUAUUCAGGGUGUGCCGGGCAAAGCAGGGAUUCCUGGCAGGGAUGGGGAGAAUGGUCUGAAUGGACACCAGGGACCUCCUGGGAUGACUGGACCACAGGGGCCUCUUGGGUAUAGAGGAGAAUCUGGCACACCUGGAGAAAACGGAGAUGAGGGACCUACUGGAGCAGAGGGUCCCAGUGGAGAGAUGGGGGAACCUGGAGAGAGGGGUUCUAAAGGACUCCCAGGACAGCCCGGUUCUGCUGGCCCUCAAGGGCCACAAGGGCUCAGGGGGAUUGAGGGACCUGAGGGGCCUCCAGGGCCAGAUGGAGAAGAUGGUUUGGAAGGACCAACAGGUCCACUAGGGUCUCCAGGCCCUUCCGGUUUCACUGGAUUGGUUGGUGCUAAAGGAGUAAAUGGCUCACGGGGCGAUCCUGGACCUGCAGGAAGCACUGGCCCUCGAGGGCCACAGGGUCCUCAGGGGCUGGAGGGGCAGAUUGGACCUCCGGGGCCUCCGGGCCCACAGGGUCAGCCGGGGAGCGAAGGAUUACCUGGCCUAAAAGGAGAUCCUGGACUGAUUGGACCCACAGGCCUUCGGGGUGAGCCGGGGUUUGAGGGCCCCAUGGGUGCGCUAGGAGCACAAGGUUCCCAGGGAUUUGUGGGUGACAGAGGUGCGAGAGGACCUGAUGGAGACCAGGGGGAUGCAGGACCCAAAGGUGACAAAGGUGAAAAAGGAGCCCCAGGGAUAAGGGGGUCUCAGGGUGAGCAGGGGUCUGCUGGGUUUCCUGGCUUUCCAGGAGUGAAAGGUCAACCUGGAACAAGGGGUUUCCAGGGGGAAGAUGGAGAGAGUGGUCCACGAGGCAAAACAGGAAAGGAAGGUCCAAAGGGGAACAGAGGGCCAGAUGGCCGUCAGGGAAAACCAGGAUCCAGAGGGCCAAAGGGACGUACAGGACAGAGAGGGCACGUUGGUAUGCCGGGACCACCGGGGUUGCCAGGUCCUCCGGGAGCAGUGGGACCUGAAGGAAAGCCUGGUACACAGGGCCCUCAAGGUGCGGUGGGUAACACAGGGGAAAAAGGACUAAUGGGCUUUCAGGGCAUUGCAGGAGAGCAAGGUCUGGAAGGACCACCCGGGCCUCCUGGUGCACCUGGACGGGAAGGACCAAUGGGCAAUCAGGGACCACCAGGAGACAUGGGUUUUUCUGGGACGCCUGGAGCUGAGGGUCUUCAGGGCCCUGUUGGCAUGUAUGGCUUCCCAGGACCCAUUGGCAUGCGAGGAAGGCCAGGACACAUGGGAGAACGGGGUGUGCCUGGUUUGAAAGGACCCCCUGGACCCAUUGGGAAGCCUGGACCCCCGGGUCCCCCAGGACAAACUGGAGAGAGGGGCCUUCCAGGAGCCCAGGGCAGACAAGGAGAUCCUGGACCUCAAGGAAUAGAUGGAGCACCUGGUCCUCCAGGUCCACAGGGAGUGGAUGGGGCAAUGGGGCGGGCGGGGCCUCCUGGCAGUAAAGGAGCUCCAGGCAGUCCAGGUCCAAAUGGGCCUCCAGGUAUUCCAGGUCCUCAGGGUGCAGUAGGAGUGCAGGGACCAGCUGGAGAGAAAGGAGAGAAGGGAAUGUUAGGUCCUCCUGGUGAUUCUGGUCCUGCAGGACUGGAAGGCCGACAGGGUCCACCGGGUCUAGUGGGGCCUGAAGGGCCAGCAGGGCGGAAAGGGGAUCAGGGGGAGCGGGGUCUCUGUGGUAAACUUGGCUUUCAGGGACAGAAGGGAGAACGUGGUCCACAGGGUGAAAAAGGUCUGCAGGGGUCAGCCGGCCCAAUGGGCAAAGAGGGAGACGUUGGACAGCCUGGAGAUGCUGGUGAACCUGGACCUAAAGGGGAAAAGGGUGAUGUGGGCCCUCGAGGGUUCCCUGGUUUAGAAGGGCCCUGGGGAGCCGUGGGUGGGAAUGGAGAGAGAGGACUCAAAGGAGAUAAAGGAAACAUUGGCCUUCUGGGUGAGCCAGGUCUUAUGGGAGGAGUUGGACCUGCUGGAUUAAAAGGAAUUCCGGGUGACAUUGGGCCCCCGGGACCAGUAGGAGCCAACGGGCCCCCAGGGAACAAGGGAGAGAUGGGCCCUGCUGGUUUACCAGGUGUUCCGGGAAAUGCUGGACCUGAGGGGGCAGUGGGGGCAGCAGGGGUGAGAGGAGACCCCGGAAAACCAGGACCACCGGGCAGUGUAGGACCUGUUGGUGCUGUAGGGGACCCUGGGCCUAAAGGAUAUUCUGGGCCUGAGGGGGAGAAAGGAGAUCCAGGGAAUCAAGGAGAAGCAGGGGAAGAGGGACCAGAGGGCUUACCGGGUAUUCAAGGACCUCCUGCACUGCGUGGUUUAGAGGGACCACCAGGAGAGCCAGGUGAUCAGGGGCCACCAGGAGCAUCAGGCGCCCAGGGGAGGCCAGGUGGAGCAGGGCCGGAGGGAGCACAGGGCACGAAAGGAGAGAAGGGAGAUGACGGCAUUCCUGGACCACCAGGAAAUUUGGGUCUGACCGGAAGGAGGGGAAAAAGAGGAAAAGCCGGUUUAAGGGGACUGAGAGGACCAAGAGGAGAAAAGGGAGAGAGAGGAGAGAUUGGAGAAAAAGGACUUCCAGGGUGGCAGGGGUCCAUGGGUAUUGCAGGGCCACAAGGAGAGAAGGGUGAUGAUGGUGUAAAAGGAGAAGAGGGGGAGAAAGGGGAUCAGGGUCCGAUUGGUCCACCAGGAAAAGACGGUCCACAGGGUAGCCAGGGUUCUCUGGGGCCACCUGGACCACCAGGACCAAAGGGCAAUCAGGGAAGUAUUGGUCCUAUUGGGCCAAGAGGGACACCUGGAAUACCUGGACUACCUGGUUUGUUUGGAGAAAAGGGUCUGAAGGGUUUUCAGGGAUCUCCUGGGCCAGCAGGGAAGAAGGGCCUUCCAGGACCACCUGGACCCCCAGGACCUCCAGGCCUUUCUGUGAACCUUACUCUGAACCAAAUUAAAAAUCUGAUGUACGUUUCAGACAAGCCCAACUACUCCCUGAUCCAGACGUUUCUGGACUCACUGUUCCGUGAUCUGAGGCUGCUGCUGGACCCACCUGACGGCAGCAAGGAGCGCCCGGCCUCCACCUGCCUGGAACUGUGGCUGUGCCGACCCAACUACACCAGCGGAUUCUAUUAUAUUGACCCGAAUCAGGGCAGCCCUGCAGACGCGCUCUUAGCUUACUGUAACUUCUCUGAAUCCAGAGCAGAAACAUGUCUUCACCCCAGGAACGCACAGCUGCCUAUGAGAGCAUGGCUGAAUGAUUCUGUGACUAAUGGUUCUUUCAACUGGCUCAGUUCCCUUCAGAGCGGCUUUCAGUUUGAAUACCCGGGGCUCUCGGUGGUCCAGGUCCGCUUCCUGAGGCUUCAGAGCAGCCAGGCGGAGCAGAAGAUGACCUUCUCCUGCUAUUCCGGAUACAGACUGGGUCAGGCACAACGCCAGGUCAAGUUCCUCACUGACUCACUGAGGCAGAGCUACUUGGGGACCCUGCAGGACUGUGUGCCUGCCAUGGAAGUGGAUCCAGGGCCACGGGAGUCAGUGCUUCAGUUUGAGGACAAGGACCUGCUCCCUCUGCGAGAUGUUGCAGUGUUUGCCGACGGCAGUCUUUCACAAGAGUUUGGAUUCACCGUGGGUCCCGUCUGUUUCAGCUAGAGUCAGAAAAAGAGAGAGAUAGGGAGAGAGAAAGAGAGAGAGAGAGAGAGAGAGAGAGAGAGAGAGAGCUGCAGAUGAAGCCAGAAGAGAAGUGGAGAAUAUGAGGAUGGACCGAAGACCUGUGGGCCCUUUACACUCCUCACUACCCAUUAAUGACUCCUUAAAAUGGGCACUUUUUACUGGUGCUUUUUACCAAAUGAACUGUGGCUUUUGUUUACAAAGACAUUUACAUUUGGAUUUGUAAUUUAUAUAUUGUUUUAUUGUUGUAGCAAUAUGGCUCUGUUUCAUGUAGUUUAUAUUUCUGAUUUCAUCAGCUGGACUUGUAAUACGCAGAGGGUCAGUCUCUGGGACUCUGCUUCCUUAACCAAUUGAACCACAGGGUCUUAAUGAAACCACUAUGUGGUUGCACACUCCAACUGUACUCAACUGUAAGCAGCAAAGUCUGUGUUGCCACUGCAGCAUUUAAUACACAUGCUAAGAACCGCAAUAGUGAGAAUCUAAAAGGCGUGGCAGUAUGUUUUAACUAGUCUUUAUCAUAAUUUUUUUUUAAACAAUGUGUUCUGAUGGGAACGCAGCUUCAGCCUAACCUUCAAACACAAAUACGUAUGGUAACACUUACAAAUAUGUGUGUAGUUUCGAAUUAAAAUGAAACAUGUUGGUCUUUGUUCUCUGCUUUGGAAUUCUGAACAUCUUCCAGUGUAAAUACAGUGGUGCUUGAA
Molecule: messenger RNA, 6354 nt
Organism: Astyanax mexicanus (Mexican tetra)
Lineage: Eukaryota; Metazoa; Chordata; Actinopteri; Characiformes; Acestrorhamphidae
Product: collagen alpha-1(I) chain
Exons: 68
Coding region: 209-5635 (1808 amino acids)
Molecular function (GO): extracellular matrix structural constituent
Source: RefSeq, a predicted model, not a curated record